Messenger RNA from Saccostrea cuccullata (small rock oyster), 1256 nucleotides. RefSeq lists its product as uncharacterized. Bases 484 to 996 code for a protein of 170 amino acids. Lineage: Eukaryota; Metazoa; Mollusca; Bivalvia; Ostreida; Ostreidae. The transcript has 4 exons. The record is from RefSeq and is a predicted model, not a curated record.
AACCACUUGAAGUUUGAUUUGCAUUUAAGAAAUCUCAACCGUUGCCCUAAGCUGUCAUAUGAGGGCAGUCAUAAGCAGUCAUAUCAGUGUUUCACAAAACAUCUUAUCUCUUUUAUGCUUUCACUUUUAAACAAUACUACAAUAGCUAAAACAUUUCCUCUCUUACCCAUGAAAUUCAUCCCAAUGAAAGCCUUUGGGCUGAGGUUCGACAAUUUCAAGAUAAAUAUAUAAUAAAAGUUUCACGCGACUCUUAAGUUUAUGCUUAUUUUACAUCUGGUACGAUCUAAAAGUUUUAAACGUGUCACGUGGUUCUGUUUAAGGACUGGAUUGGUUUGUUUCUUAGCUAAUUAAAUUUAAAAAGCUUGAAUUAUUUCCUUUAGAAGCAAAAUCAUCAACCACGUUGAUGCUAAUCAUGCAGAUAUAAAAGAGACCAUUACUUGCCCACAUAUCAGUUGCCUUCGCCAAUCUUUGUAGACAAGGAAAAUGAAAGUAAUCGUGUUGCUUGCCUUUGCGUUUCUGUGCUAUGCUGGACAAAUUAAAGCAGUUGGUCAAGUUGAUCUCGUAAAGGAAGGACGUCUUUUAAAAGAUUUGCUAGAGGGUAACUUUGUUGGUGAUGGGUGUACUUGUACACAAAAUUCAUGCUCUUGUUGCAAGGCUGUAACAUGGCAGUCUAUGACAAAAACAGUCUGUGGUGAUAUGAAAUUCACCUCUCAGUCAAAGGAAUUUUCCAUCGAUCUCAGUGCGGACAAAGCCCCGUUAAUGAGCCUGCAAGUAACAGUUGAGAAUCCCAAAGCAUGUAAAGACGUGACUGUACAAGGUCAUAGCAUCAAGGUUUGUGCAGAAAUCGCCAAUAUCAAGACAGAGCCCGCAGAGAUCAGCGGCUGCCUUAAUCUGGCAGUCACUAUGAUGCAGACAGUCAACGUAGACCUAGGCUGCUUCAAGAUGCCUUAUACUGCGGACAGGAAACUUUUGUUCUGGGGAAACAAUCGAAAAUAAAGGAGGAAAACCAAUUAUUAAAACAAAGCUAGGAAGGUUCAACCUCCAUAUAUACAAGAGUUCUUUGCCAUCUGUUUUCAAAAAUGCUCAUUAAAUGUUUUUCGUUCAAAAAAUUGUCCAAAUUGAUAUCCUGUUUUUUUAAGAGCAGCUCAUUUUCUUUAACUGUCUAUUCAGGUAACAUUUCUGAACAACCUUUAUUACCUUGUAGAAUUUAAGUCAUUGUAAAGUUUUUCCCAUUAAAACUGCUUUUUUCUUCCUUA